Lathyrus sativus (Indian pea) is the source of this 2541-nucleotide messenger RNA. NCBI's taxonomy places the organism in Eukaryota, Viridiplantae, Streptophyta, Magnoliopsida, Fabales, Fabaceae. The record is from the annotation of a GenBank genome assembly.
AUGGCUCCUCCACCACCGCAAUCUCAACGAUCUCCCUCGCCGUCUCAACCGUCCGGGAAGAGUGAAGUCUCUGAUUUAAAAUUACAGCUCCGGCAGCUUGCUGGUAGCCGUGCUCCGGGUACUGAUGACUCUAAGAGGGAUCUUUUUAAGAAGGUGAUAUCCAAUAUGACUAUAGGUAUUGAUGUUUCUGCUCUUUUUGGGGAGAUGGUAAUGUGCUCGGCAACAUCAGACAUUGUUUUGAAAAAAAUGUGUUAUCUGUAUGUUGGAAACUAUGCCAAGGUGAAUCCUGAUCUUGCUCUCUUGACGAUUAAUUUUCUACAAAGGGAUUGCAAGGAUCAGGAUCCAAUGAUUCGAGGACUGGCAUUGAGGAGUUUGUGUUCACUCCGAGUGGCGAAUUUGGUGGAGUAUUUGGUUGGGCCUUUAGGGUCAGGAUUGAAGGAUAAUAAUAGUUAUGUUAGGACGGUGGCAGUUAUUGGGGUGUUGAAACUGUAUCAUAUAUCAGCAACGACGUGCAUGGAUGCGGAUUUUCCAGAAACGCUGAAGCAUUUAAUGCUUAAUGACCAGGAUACUCAGGUAGUUGCAAAUUGUCUGUCUGGCUUACAAGAAAUUUGGACCUUAGAGUCAACCACCUCAGAGGAAGCAGCCAGGGAAAGAGAGACUCUGCAUAGCAAGCCAGUUGUUUAUUACUUUCUCAAUCGCAUUAAGGAAUUUAGUGAAUGGGCACAAUGUCUUGUGAUGGAAUUAGUGGCCAAGUACAUUCCUUCAGAUAACAGUGAAAUAUUUGAUAUAAUGAAUCUCCUUGAAGAUAGACUCCAGCAUGCAAAUGGUGCUGUUGUCUUGGCAACUAUAAAAGUAUUUCUGCACUUGACUUUGUCUAUGGCUGAUGUUCAUCAGCAGGUAUAUGAGCGUAUCAAAGCCCCUCUCUUAACUCAAGUGAGCUCAGGAAGUCCGGAACAAUCUUAUGCAAUUCUUAGCCACCUACAUCUCUUGGUCAUGCGAGCCCCUUAUAUAUUUUCCUCAGACUACAAACACUUCUAUUGCCAGUAUAAUGAACCAUCCUAUGUCAAAAAGUUGAAGCUUGAAAUGCUGACUGCAGUUGCAAAUGAAAGUAACACCUACGAGAUAGUGACAGAAUUAUGUGAAUAUGCUGCAAAUGUUGACAUCCCAAUUGCAAGGGAAUCUAUUCGAGCUGUUGGAAAGAUUGCAUUGCAACAGUAUGAUGUCAAUGCCAUUGUUGAUCGACUUCUACAGUUUCUGGAAAUGGAAAAGGACUAUGUUACAUCUGAAGCUCUGGUGCUUGUGAAAGAUCUUCUAAGAAAAUAUCCUCAAUGGAGUCAGGAUUGUAUUGCUGUUGUUGGGAAUAUCAGUAGCAACAAUGUCCAAGAACCUAAGGCUAAGGCAGCUCUCAUAUGGAUGUUAGGGGAAUAUUCUCAGGAGAUGCAUGAUGCUCCGUAUGUCCUGGAAAGUCUAAUUGAAAAUUGGGACGAGGAGCAUUCUGCUGAGGUUCGCUUACAUCUUCUUACUGCCGUAAUGAAGUGUUUCUUUAAGAGACCCCCUGAGACUCAGAAAGCAUUAGGAGCUGCACUGGCCGCUGGUCUUGCUGACUUUCACCAGGAUGUUCAUGAUAGGGCCUUAUUUUAUUACAGGCUUCUACAAUACAAUGUAUCAGUGGCAGAGAGUGUGGUUAAUCCUCCCAAACAAGCAGUUUCCGUAUUUGCAGAUACUCGGAGCAGUGAAGUUAAAGAUCGCAUAUUCGAUGAAUUUAACAGUUUGUCUGUUGUAUACCAAAAGCCUUCUUACAUGUUCACCGAUAAGGAACACCGAGGGACAUUUGAGUUUUCAGAUGAACUUGGAAAUCUAUCUAUUAAUGCAGAAUCCGGAGAUUCUGUUGUUCCUGCUCAGAGAGUGGAAGAAAAUGACAAGGAUCUGCUUCUAAGUACCACAGAAAAAGAUGAUGUUAGAGAUCCUGGUAGUAAUGGUUCUGCCUACAAUGCUCCUUCCUAUAAUGGAUCUUCCCCUUCUCCUUCUGCUACUUCACAACCGCUUGCAGAUUUGGCAUUUUCAAGUACAAGCGCAACUGGUCAAGCUCCAGCAUCUAUCUCGGCAAUUGAUGACCUGCUUGGUUUCGAUUUUUCAGUUGGGACUGCAACCACGCCGCCACCUCCUCCAUUGACCCUCAACCCAAAAGCUGUACUGGAUCCUGGCACAUUUCAGCAAAAAUGGCGUCAACUACCAAUAUCGUUAUCAGAGGAAUAUUCUUUAAGUCCUCUUGGAGUUGCAUCCUUGACAACUCCCAACGCACUCCUACGGCACAUGCAAAGUCAUUCCAUACAGUGCAUUGCAUCCGGCGGUCAGGCUCCUAAUUUCAAAUUCUUUUUCUUUGCUCAAAAAGCGGAAGGAGCAUCAAUAUAUCUUGUAGAGUGUAUAAUCAACACUUCAUCGGCCAAGUCACAAAUUAAAAUAAAAGCGGAUGACCAAAGCUCAUCACAGGCAUUCUGGACUUUAUUUCAAUCAGCCUUGUCCAAAUUUGGUUUGCCCUGA